Messenger RNA from Malus domestica (apple), 1242 nucleotides. Its product is annotated as blue copper protein-like. The record is from RefSeq and is a predicted model, not a curated record. Lineage: Eukaryota; Viridiplantae; Streptophyta; Magnoliopsida; Rosales; Rosaceae. Gene Ontology annotation, molecular function: electron transfer activity. Gene Ontology annotation, cellular component: plasma membrane.
AGUAUCAGCAAAGCUUCUCCACAACUUCUCCCUUCUAACCUCUAUAAAAGAUAGAGAAAAACAAGGAAAAAAGCAUUUACAAAAUACAAAGAGAUAAUAUGGGAAAAGAACUCUCCAUAGCCCUUCUAGCCAUAGCAGUGGUUGGUUUGCUUCACUCCACAGCAGCAAUGGAAACCCAUGUGGUUGGAGACAAAAUCGGGUGGGUGGUUCCUCCCGGCGGUCAAUACGCUUAUGAAAGUUGGGCCGCCAUGCACCAUUUCGCCGUUGGUGACCUUCUUGUGUUCAACUUUACAAAUGGUGACCAAGAUGUAGCGAGGGUCACAAAGGAAGCUUUCGACAACUGCAAUUCGACAGACCCCAUAACCCUUAAAACAACCAGUCCGGCCAACUUCACCUUGAACACCACUGGAGAGUACUAUUUCAUUGGCACCAAGGACAAGCACUGUGAGUUGGGACAAAAGCUGGCCAUCAACGUGACUGCCGAACAUGGAUCACCUGCUCCAAGCCCUGCACCCAGAGGACCAGUGACUUACGUCGUUGGUGAUAAAUUGGGUUGGCUUGUACCAGGCGGUGAACAGGCUUAUGCUGCUUGGGCCUAUGGCAAGACUUUCAUUGUCGGAGACACUCUAGUUUUCAACAUUGUCAAUGGAACACAAGACGAUGUGGCUUUGGUGACCAAGCCAGCUUAUGAAAACUGCACCACCAACAGCACUAUCGCCGUUUACAAAAAUAGUCCAGUGAGUAUCCUUCUCAACACCAGCGGUGAGCAUUUCUUCAUAUCCACCUACGAUCGCCACUGCCUAUUGGGCCAAAAGCUAGCCAUUAACGUGACAUCAAGCACAGCCCAACCACCAUCGGCCAAGACACCAUCGGGUUCCAUGGCACCUUCCUCGCCUACUCCUCACGGCACAAGUGGACCAGGCGCUGCUCAUGCUCCAUUCAGCUCAGCCCCAUCCAGGAUUGGCAGCGGCUACUUCACCUUCUUGCUCAUUGCCGUGGCAGCUUUCUUCUAUUGAUCAUUAGUCACUAGCUAGCCAUGUGGCUAGCUCAUGUUGAUAUUUGUAAUUCCUUUGGAAUAUGUUCUAUAUAAUUGCAGUACAUACUAUGAGGCUGUAUUGAUUUUAUUUGAUUUAUAUUUUAUGAUUUUGCUUUUGUAUUCACCUUUGGCCUUCGUAAUAAUCCUGGUUGUAUGUACGUUCCUUUACUCUAGUUAUAUACAAACAACUGCUGCCAAUUGCUUUU